Messenger RNA from Myripristis murdjan (pinecone soldierfish), 1449 nucleotides. Its product is annotated as GTPase IMAP family member 7-like. The record is from RefSeq and is a predicted model, not a curated record. Bases 118 to 867 code for a protein of 249 amino acids. Lineage: Eukaryota; Metazoa; Chordata; Actinopteri; Holocentriformes; Holocentridae. Gene Ontology annotation, molecular function: GTP binding. The transcript has 2 exons.
AAAAACAAAUGCAGCUUUCCUCAUUUCACCACGGCGCAUGAACAAAAGUGAAAGUAAACCAGAGCAGAGCAGACCACGGGGAAAAGUCUCCCUUUCUACGUUCAGUUCUUCGACAACAUGAGCGAUACAAGGAGGAUCGUCCUGCUGGGGGAAACCAGAGCUGGGAAAAGCAGCCUAGCAAACACCAUAUUUGGAGAAACUGUAUUCGAGACGGCCAGUUCUCCAAACUCCCAGACUAGUAUUUGUAAAGCAGAGUCCAGAUCUGUCAACGGCAGAAGCAUCACUUUGAUCGACACUCCUGGAUUCGUUGACACAGAGAAAACUGAGGAGCAGCUAAAGAAAGAAAUGCUGAAGUGUGUCUUAGAGUGUGCUCCUGGGCCUCAUGCUUUUCUCAUCGUGCUCAAAGUGGAGAGAUACACAGAUCAAGAGGAGGUUAUUGUCAGACAGAUUUCCCAAUAUUUCUCUGCAGAAGCUUUCAGAUAUGCUGCAGUUGUCUUCACUCACGGUGACCAGCUUGAUGAAGAAAUGAAAAUUCAUGACUUUGUCAAUCAGAGUGAAGGCCUGAGUGAUCUUGUGAAGAAGUGUGGUGGCCGCUGUCACGUCAUUGAUAACAAAUACUGGUGGAACAACCAGCAAGAUCCCUACAGGAGCAACCAGUUCCAGGUGGCUCAGCUGCUCUGCACAAUAGACGAGAUAAUUGAGCAAAAUAAUGGAGGCUGUUACACCAAUGAAUUGUUAGAGGCAGCAGAGAGAGAAAUACAAAAGGAGGAAGAGCGUAUUAGACAGUCAUCAAGAAAUAUGUCAGAGAUAGAGAUCAGAGAAAAGACUGAAAUCAGUGCUUUGAAGAGAUUGUGCCACAUACAGUAAAGUCAAAGGCCACAGCUCUGAUUGUACAGUUGAAAAUUUAAGAGACCAGAGGAGCUCUCUUCCAUUAUGCAUUCCAUCUUCUGGAAGUCCACCAGGACUGUGUCAGUGCCCACCCUCUGGAAAACAUCUGCUGUCAUACCGGUGCCCAAGAAGCCCAGACCAUCAGAGCUAAAUCAGUACUGGCUAGUUGAACUCAUCUUAAUCAACUCAACUUACAUCAUGUACAACUCAUCUUACAUCAUCCUCAACUCGUCAGCAACUCAUCUUACAUCUUGCAUCAUCCUCCCAAUUGUUGGACCACAAUUGGACCCCAAUCGGUUUACCUGUAAGGCCAAAAAGGGGACAGAGGACGCUGAAAAUCAUGCCUCCUUCACUCCUUCCUACAACACCUAGAAUCACCUGGUAAUUUAGUGAGACUCCUCUUUCCCAGCCUCAGUUCUGCUUUCAACUCCAUCCACUGCCACCAGAUGUUUGGGAAACUUCACCACCUCUCAUCCACUGGGUGUACAGCUUCCUCAGUGCCAGACCACAAACAGUUGGAGAGGACAUUUUAUUUUUUUCCAUAGACAAACAUGUAGAAAU